Molecule: messenger RNA, 1322 nt
Organism: Bactrocera latifrons
Lineage: Eukaryota; Metazoa; Arthropoda; Insecta; Diptera; Tephritidae
Exons: 3
Coding region: 223-750 (175 amino acids)
Source: RefSeq, a predicted model, not a curated record
UGAUGAUGAUAAAGCUCAUGAGAAUUCAUAUGGCAAUGCUUAUUGUAGAAGAGWGAUAUUGUCGAUGUGAUUUUGUGUGCCAAGUGAACAUGUCGAAAAGACGUUAAUUGCUUUUGGGUUUUUUAAGUUUCAAUAAAUAUCUAAACGAAAUAAGAGAGGAGGGAAAUAGGAAAAAAACAAGAAUUUGGAGUCGCGAAAUUUAUUUAUAUUUAUAAGAAGGUGAUGAAUUUCACAAAAAAAUUUGUAAGAAUCACUUUUGUUGAAUUUGAAGAAAUUCAUCAAAAGAUUGAACCUUUGAUAGGAAAAAAGUGCACAAAUAUGAGGAAAGCAAUUAGUAAUCGUAAUCGUCUAGCUGUCACUCUAUUCUAUUUGGCAUCAGGCGAUAGUUUCAACAACUUGUCUAUUGUGUUUAAAAUUGCGCCGUGUACGAUUGGUAAAAUAAUCACUGACGUGUGUGAAGCUAUUUACAACAUACUAAAAGAAGAUUAUUUGAAGACCCCUUCAACUGUGGAAGAAUGGUAUAAAAUUGCUGAUGGCUUUUGGGAGAAGUGGAAUUUUAUGAAUUACAUGGGUGCUUUGGAUGGAAAGCACAUGAAUAUAAUAAAACCUGACAGAAGCGGAAGUGAAUAUUAUAAUUACAAGGGUCAUUGCAGUAUUGUUUUGAUGGCAUUAGCUGAUGCUAAUCAUUGUUUCACCUAUGUUAAUAUUGGCGCUAAAGGUUCUGGUUCAGAUGGUGGUAUUUUUAAUUAAUGUAAAUUUUACGAAAAGUUGAAAAACGAUCACUUGAAUAUUCCAUCAAAUCGCCCAUUAUUAAAUAGAGAAAAAGAAAUUCCGUUUGUUAUUGUUGCUGAUGAUGCGUUUCCAUUACAAAAGCACAUUAUGGAACCGUAUUCAAAAAGAAAUUUGACCAUGCCAGAAAGAAUUUUUAACUAUCGAUUAUCACGUGCUAGACGCAUUAUUGAAAAUGCUUUUGGUAUAGCGUCAGCUAGAUUCAGAUGUUUGAGAACAACAAUGAACCCAUUUCUGAUGGGUGUCACCCCAUCAUACUCAGGUGCCAGAAUGCCGCAAACACCAGCCCAAGGUUCUACACAGAUCCAAAAGAGGUUUCUUAAUCUAAAAACCAUUCCGAUGCCAAAGUCGUCUUAAGGAGUUGAAAGACCGUGAAGGCCGCAGGCCAUUUAGCAUUACCCAAAAUGCACCAAGCGUGGAGGCGACCUGCACUACGUCCAAAAUCUAGUACUAACUCUUAAUACGUUUUUUCUAUAAAAUGCGAAUUUGGCAAACCCGGUUUUGCGAAGAAACAUGAAAUCAACAAUAAUUUC